This is a messenger RNA of Neltuma alba, 1071 nucleotides long. RefSeq names its product rhodanese-like domain-containing protein 14, chloroplastic. Gene Ontology annotation, cellular component: chloroplast. The transcript is spliced from 6 exons. Lineage: Eukaryota; Viridiplantae; Streptophyta; Magnoliopsida; Fabales; Fabaceae. Bases 111 to 830 code for a protein of 239 amino acids. The record is from RefSeq and is a predicted model, not a curated record.
UCAUUUCCUAGAAACUACCCCAAAAAUGGGCGCAACUCAAGCCACUUCCAUUAAUUCCAUUAUAGGAUCAAUCUGAGCAAGUUUGAAGAACCAAAUUCGAUCUUGAAACGAUGGCUGCUUUCGCUUCGGCUGCUCUUCAGUACUCAUCCUCGUCGUCUUUACAAUCCCAGAUGCAUUCCUCGCCGUUGGCACCUUCUUUAGAACCCACACAUGAUCAUAACCUGUGGGUGAGAGUGAGAUCACAGAAAUCCACAAGGCCAAUAUCUUACCCUCAGAAUAAUCCGACGGGGUUAAGAAUCCGAAGUGCGGCUACGAAACCAGCGAAAUCACCAGCUGAAGAAGAGUGGAAGAAAAAGCGAGAAGUUCUGCUGCAGAAAAGAGUAAGAAGUGUGGAUGCCAAGGAAGCUCUGCGCCUUCAGAAAGAAAAUAACUUUGUGAUUCUUGACGUUAGACCAGAAGCAGAGUUCAAAGAGGCCCAUCCCCCUGGAGCUAUCAAUGUACAAAUAUACAGACUUAUAAAGGAGUGGACGGCCUGGGACAUAGCCAGGCGUGCUGCAUUUGCAUUUUUUGGAAUUUUUCAAGGGACUGAAGAGAACCCUGAGUUCCUGCAGAGUGUGGAAGCACAAAUAGAUAAGAAUGCCAAGAUUAUUGUAGCCUGCUCAACAGGGGGUACCAUGAAACCAUCCCAAAAUCUACCAGAAGGUCAACAAUCAAGAUCAUUGAUAGCAGCCUACUUGCUAGUCCUCAAUGGUUAUACCAAUGUCUUCCAUCUAGAAGGUGGUCUUUACUCAUGGUCGAAAGAGGAACUGCCGCUGGUCUCGGAGGGAUGAAACUACUGCCAGGAAAGUGAUUGCAGCAAAGCUUUAGUUUUGACCAUCAUGAGAAUUCAGAUAAAUUUAUUGUUGAAUAUAACCUGGGUGUAAUUUGAGUACGCAUGAACUGAUGACAAGAAUGACAAUUUACUCUCUACAGAGAUGUCAUCCCAAGCCCGGUGCUGGGAAGGGGCCACUAUUUCUAAAUUGCAGAAGCAUGCCAGCUUCAUUAAAAAUAAUUAGUUUUUUAAGCAUUUCA